AUGCUUAAACGCAGCUUCUCUCCUGAUACCACGCAAGGCCGUCUCAAAACUUUACGACGCAAUGGACCUAUUGUUCUCGCUGCUGGUGAUGAUGGUGAUCCCGAUGUGUCUAUGGCAUCACUGCAUGAGUCGUUCUUGUUAGGCUCGCCUUCUCGUUCACGGGAAUCAUCUGAAAGUCUUGAAGAAAGUGAGGACUAUGAAUGCCAACUCUUGGCAAAAGACGGUGGUGGUACCGACAGUGAAUACCAGGAGGACAAUGAUGAUGAUGAUGACGAGGAGGAGGACGAUCAAGAGGACUUGGCGCUUAAAACGUCAUAUGAAAGGGUUACGGUCAAAAUACCCACCUUGCCGAGUGAUGAAGAAGAUGAGAUCGUUGUGUAUGGUGUCCACGAUUUGAACAAGGGCUUUGGUGAUUGGUUACGACGUUACCUAUUCACGGUGAAUGCCUUUGUACCUUCAUGCAAGCAUGGCAGCGCUUUUCAUCAUCUUUUCAGUCGACUAUUUCAUGUUCCUCAAGAACAAGAGUUUCGUGUUACGGACCAUGUUCACGAAAAGGUUAUGAAAACCUUCAGCAACUGCCGUGCCAGAUUAUCACUUGUUGUCAAGGAGGCCAUGAUAUCCUACACAUUCGAUGAUACGACCCUGCCAGACAAAUGCAAAAAGAAUCGCAAGAGGCAACUCAAGUACAUGUUGGACGCCAUGAGAUUUGCUCGCAAGGAUUAUUUGUCAACGGGUGCUCUCUUGCAGAGUACUAUGUUAGGGGAUGUGAUUGCCAAAGUAUUUUACCAAGGGAAAGGAAUGGGAUUGGUGUUGGAAGAAGACUCGGAGGACAAAGUGCCACGCCCCGUCAUUGCCCUUGCAUUUGUAUUUAUGUACGUCAACAUGCACAUGCUGUGCCACAAGAAACGGGAUCAAAAGUUUGUGAGAGGUCGUGAGGCUGGUUCUUUUCGGGCAUCACUUUACCACACUACAUUACGAGGUGUUUAUGACAAUGGCGAAGCAGUGGAUUGGAAUGAGGUCCAACGCAUACAAACCGAGCGCGUGCAUCAAAACUUGAAACGUUGUGAAGUAUCUGGCUCUCUUGCUUUUUGUCCAUUGAGCGCAAGCUAUCGACCAAAGUAUCAAGAUGGUGUGUACGUUACAGAUAGUGAAGAAGAUUAG
Lichtheimia ornata is the source of this 1161-nucleotide messenger RNA. RefSeq lists its product as uncharacterized. The record is from RefSeq and is a predicted model, not a curated record. The coding region runs from base 1 to 1161 and encodes 386 amino acids. NCBI's taxonomy places the organism in Eukaryota, Fungi, Mucoromycota, Mucoromycetes, Mucorales, Lichtheimiaceae. The transcript is spliced from 9 exons.